Cebus imitator (Panamanian white-faced capuchin) is the source of this 489-nucleotide messenger RNA. Its product is annotated as 60S ribosomal protein L6-like. Gene Ontology annotation, biological process: translation. The record is from RefSeq and is a predicted model, not a curated record. Gene Ontology annotation, cellular component: ribosome. Lineage: Eukaryota; Metazoa; Chordata; Mammalia; Primates; Cebidae. Bases 158 to 460 code for a protein of 100 amino acids. Gene Ontology annotation, molecular function: structural constituent of ribosome. The transcript has a single exon.
AGAGUUGAAACUGCGAGUCAGCAUUACCCCCGGGACCAUUCUGAUCAUCCUCACUGGGCGCCACAGGGGCCAGAGGGUGGUUUUCCUGAAGCAGCUGACUAGUGGCUUGUUACUUGUGACUGGACCUCUGGUCCUCAAUCGAGUUCCUUUGCGAAGAAUGCACCAGAAAUUUGUCAUUGCCACCUCAACCAAAAUUGAUAUCAGCAAUGUAAAAAUCCCAAAACAUCUUACUGAUGCUUACUUCAAGAAGAAGAAGCUGCAAAAGCCCAGACACCAGGAAGGUGAGAUCUUCAACGCAGAAAAAGAGAAAUACGAGAUUACAGAGCAGCGCAAGAUUGAUCAGAAAGCUGUGAACUCACAAAUUUUACCAAAUAUCAAAGCUAUUCCUCGGCUCCAGGGCUACCUGCGAUCUGUGUUUGUCCUGACAAAUGGAAUUUAUCCUCACAAAUUGGUAUUUUAAAUGUCCUAAUAAUCUAAUUAAAUAACUGA